GCCCGGAGUGAAGCCGCGUUGCACACAGGCGGGCGAGCAUGGAGCCGGCGGCCGGGCCCGGCUGGAGCGGCCUUUGCCCGGCUCCGGGGGGCCAGGGGGGCACCCAGCCGGGACGGGGCUCCUCCGCGGCCGGGAGGGCCCCGGGGGCACAGGGCAGCUGGUCGGGGGCGGCUGGCGGCAACUGGAUCACGGCUCACCCCACGUUCACAGAGAUGAUGUCACUGGAUGUGUCUGACAGCACUCAAGUCUACGCUGCCUUUUUGGUGUACCUGGACCUCUUGGAAGGGAGGAGCUGGCACUCGGUGCAGCCGGUGGGCGUGGCGGAGCUGCAGCUGGUGUGUUUGCAUGCCCGUGCCAGGGAGCAGGAGGGGCUCCAGGUGAUGGUGCCAGUGCCUGCACACGUCCUGAUCAGCCACGACAGGUUAAGGGAAAUACUGAAGAAAGCCUCUCUGCCUCCAGAGGAUCCCGACACCCUGCUGUCAGUUACCUUGGCCAUAGUUGAGACAGACUCCACAAUAGUUUACUAUAAAAUGACUGAUGGCUUUGUAAUGCCAGAUCCUCCUGAUGAUACCGAAGAUGUGGAUAAUAAACAGUGGAGGAAGAAAAGAAAGAAACUUUUCAAAUGAUUGGGCAGAAAAAACAGAACGUUUCUUGAACUCCUGUGCUCAAACCCAAACAAAUGCAGGAACUGAUGUGUGUGAAUAAAUGGUGUGCUAAAGUCUGCCUUGGCAUAUCAAGGAUGUGUUGAGGGAGAACAGAGGCUUGUGCAGCUGCCCUGUGAUGAAAUGCCAUUUGAGGUAUGAAGUAAGUCAUGCUUUGACACAGAUCAGUCCUGACUAAUAAAUACUCUUGAGAAGUG
Motacilla alba alba is the source of this 859-nucleotide messenger RNA. It is a transcript of the gene TSEN15, whose product is annotated as tRNA splicing endonuclease subunit 15. The record is from RefSeq and is a predicted model, not a curated record. Gene Ontology annotation, biological process: tRNA splicing, via endonucleolytic cleavage and ligation. Lineage: Eukaryota; Metazoa; Chordata; Aves; Passeriformes; Motacillidae. The transcript has 4 exons. Gene Ontology annotation, molecular function: nucleic acid binding. The coding region runs from base 39 to 626 and encodes 195 amino acids.